UAAAGCAAACACAGAGAAAGAAAAAAAAGGUUGGUUGUUAUUAUAAAAGAAACAGAGUGGGAAAAGGUCGCACCGAAUGCUUCGAAAGGCUGUUUGCACUGUUUCAUUCAACAGUUGCUAAGGUCACAGACUCACAAAGGUAACAACAAAGAGACACCCCGACAACGCCAAGCCAAAGGAUACACACACACAUCUAAACGAAUUCUGUGACUGAGUCACAACGGCAAAAGCAAACAAAGGAGUUAAGUGCUUCUUGAAGGAAGAACAAUGAAUAAAGUUCCGGGCGUUAAUUUGGAAUUUGUGCGCGAAGACGACUUUGUGGAAUAUUACAUAUUUCCACAAUUGUCCGCUGUCGAUGGUGCAGCUGAAGAUGUGUUAGAAGAGCAGGUGUGUCAGCAAUUGUCGGAGGUGCAGGCAGAAUGUAUGGCCAUUGUGCAACAGAAAGUCACAGAACGUAGCUAUAUUUGGCACAAGGACGAAUUUCAGUUGCAGGCGCGAACAGGGAGCGCCAAGGAACGCAUUCUUAAUGAUGAGACCAACGAUGAUGAUGAUGGUGAAGCCCUGCCGCCUCAUCUUCACGGCAUCACACAUUAUGGCGACAACAUUGGCGAUGAAUGGUUCAUUGUCUAUUUAUUGUGUGAGUUGACACGCCUGCGGUCCGACUUUAUAGCCCGUAUCUGCGAUGCCGAUGGCGAAUUUCUGCUCAUCGAGGCCGCAGAUGUGCUGCCCGAUUGGGCCUCGCCGGAGACCUGCGAACAACGCGUCUAUUUGGUCAACGGUGAGCUUCAGCUCGUCCAGAAUUCUCCAUCCACAACGAAGGGUAAACGCAUGCCUAUGGCCACUGCGGUGCAACGUAUUUGUCUCAAUCCCACACUCUAUCGCUGUUCGAAGGCCAUGCAGGGCUGCAUCGAGGCUCGAAUUCGAGAGUUCGUGCCGGCACAGCCUCAUUUAGCCACACAUCGUCAGAUUGUGGAGCUGCCACAGAAUGCCGCUGUACUGCUGAAGCAACGCCCAGCCCUCAUUGCAUCCGCAGUGCGUGCCUUUUGCGAGCGUGACACAAUGGAUGCAAAGGCACUGCGCGUCAUGCGCUACUUUCCGCCGGAGUCGACGCGCGUGCGCACAAAUGUAACAUUCACACGCUGCCUCUAUGCCAUGCUGAUGCACAGCCAAUACACGCCAGAGCGCAAAGUGGGUUGGCAGCUGACAAAUGCUGGCAAUGCAGAGCGUUACAAGGAACAGCUGUUGGGCGUGAAGAUUGCCAGCGGUCUGGAGAUUCUGGCUAGUCAAGCGAAGCGUGAAGGCGAAAAGGUAGAGGAAACGCCAGCGUGGCGGGCAUAUUUGCGUAGCCUGCAAUCUAAGGGCUACUUCCGGGACAACAUUGAGGGAAGUGCAGAGUAUGGGAGUCUUUUGGCGACGGCGCUCGAGUAUUUUAAAAGCAAUCAGGCACGUUUUCGCACUGCGCCGCGGGUCGGCGCUGAAAUUCUUGAGCUCUUACGUACAAGUGACAGUGAAAAGGUCGAGCAAUUGCGCGACGAGGAGAACAAUCUACAGCCCAGCGAUAAAGACGAUUGGCUGAGCAUAAGCGCUGAGGAUUUGGAUGCUAUGCUUCAAGAGCGUUAUGGUCCAAAAAAACUCUACAAGCCCAAUGGCGAUAUGAAUGCGGCCGAGUUUACAAAACAGCUGAGCGAAUUUUUAGAACAACAGUCCAACUUCGAAGGCAUUGAACCGCCAACUGAUGGAGCCGACAUGCUCGACUCUGACGAUGAUGAGCCUACGCCGGCGACUGGCGCGAGCAGUCACAAGAGUCCAGCUGAGCGCAAACGUGAGUUUGGGGCGAAGGUGAAAAAGAAUAACUCGAUGCGUAAGGCAUGUCAACGCAACUCACUGCUGAAGGAGGAUGAUGAGCAGGAUAGCACGCAUGUGCGCAACUUCCUGGACUUUGUCAUACCCGAGGACAAUUGGGACUCCACAUCCGAGAUGAGCGACUAUGCAGAUGAGGAAGAUCUGGAGCGAAACUUUGAUGCUGCAUUGGCGGGCAGCAGCAGCGCCUUCGGCUUGGACCACAACAUAAAAGCCUAUAUGGAGCAAAUGGACCGCGAGUUGGCACAGACCACUGUAGGCAAGUCCUUUCAUGGGAAGAGCAAUUCACGCACUUCAAAUCGCACGGGCAAUGAUGAUGACGAUGAUUUCGACGACAUUGAGGAUUUCGAGCCCAUCAAUAUAAAUGUGAAUACUCUAAAGAAUAUGAUGGACAGCUACAAGUCACAGGUCGGCGGUGCUGGACCCGUCUCAAAUCUCUUAAAUGCCAUGGGUGCGGGCAUGUCUGUUGCAGCAGCUGCUGAAAGCGACAAGCCCAAAGAUCUCUCCGAAUCAGCGGUCUAAAUUGACAUCAUUAGCCCUAAGUCCCAGACACUGAAUUUGUUUCUGUAGCGUUGAAUAAAAAUGAUGCACGUGUAUUUGAAGAAACAUACUACAUAUAUGAA
Scaptodrosophila lebanonensis is the source of this 2483-nucleotide messenger RNA. RefSeq names its product protein ecdysoneless (gene ecd). The record is from RefSeq and is a predicted model, not a curated record. The transcript has 2 exons. Gene Ontology annotation, cellular component: nucleus. Bases 268 to 2382 code for a protein of 704 amino acids. NCBI's taxonomy places the organism in Eukaryota, Metazoa, Arthropoda, Insecta, Diptera, Drosophilidae.